Messenger RNA from Ailuropoda melanoleuca (giant panda), 4978 nucleotides. It is a transcript of the gene PLAA, whose product is annotated as phospholipase A2 activating protein. Gene Ontology annotation, molecular function: ubiquitin binding. Gene Ontology annotation, biological process: ubiquitin recycling; proteasome-mediated ubiquitin-dependent protein catabolic process. The record is from RefSeq and is a predicted model, not a curated record. Gene Ontology annotation, cellular component: cytoplasm; nucleus. Bases 446 to 2836 code for a protein of 796 amino acids. The transcript has 14 exons. Lineage: Eukaryota; Metazoa; Chordata; Mammalia; Carnivora; Ursidae.
GUGGGACUUGUAGUCCCGGUCCACAUGUUGCACUACAGUUCAGCCAGGACUCGGAGACGACUCGGGCUCGGAAAGGACCUGGAUUGGGGCGAUCGGGCGAAACGGCCGGACGUUAGCUCUUCCUUGGCUGGCGGUCCGAGGCGCGGGAGGGAAGCGAGCUUCAGCUCGGCGUCAGCCUCAGCAGCCGGGACGCACACGCUUUGCGUCAUGGCGGGCUGAGACCGAUGAUGAAUUCCGGCGUGCAUGUCAGGGUUGCUGUGUCACUCGGCCCGUUCGGCGCUCCCCUUUCCCGUCGCCCUUCCGCACCGGCUCUCGGGCUCUUCCGGUCCUCAGCGGCCUCUCACCUGCAGGCCCCUCGCCUGCCGCGCUUCGGCGCACCCCCGGCCUCCCCUGCGGACUGACCUCGCGCGGUGCCUGGGCCCCGGGCGCCGGACCGACGAGGGCCAUGGCGAGCGGUGCCGCCAGGUAUCGGCUAAGCUGCUCUCUCUCAGGUCACGAGCUGGAUGUGCGGGGCCUGGUAUGCAGUCUCUAUCCGCCGGGGGCCUUUGUGUCCGUGUCCCGAGACCGCACUACCCGCCUCUGGGUCCCAGACAGUCCUAACAGGGGCUUUACAGAAAUGCACUGUAUGAGUGGCCACUCCAAUUUUGUAUCUUGUGUAUGCAUCAUACCUUCAAGUGACAUGUACCCUCAUGGACUGAUCGCCACUGGAGGAAAUGACCACAAUAUUUGCAUUUUCUCACUGGAAAGUCCAGCACCACUUUAUAUACUGAAAGGUCACAAGAAUACUGUUUGUAGUCUUUCAUCUGGAAAAUUUGGGACAUUACUUAGCGGCUCAUGGGACACCACUGCUAAAGUCUGGCUGAAUGACAAGUGCAUGAUGACCUUACAGGGUCAUACAGCUGCAGUAUGGGCAGUAAAGAUCUUACCUGAGCAGGGCUUAAUGUUAACUGGAUCAGCAGACAAGACUAUUAAACUGUGGAAAGCUGGAAGGUGUGAGAGGACUUUUUCAGGGCAUGAAGACUGUGUAAGAGGUUUAGCAAUUUUGAGUGAAACAGAAUUUCUUUCCUGUGCAAAUGAUGCUAGUAUUAGAAGGUGGCAAAUCACUGGCGAGUGUCUUGAAGUAUAUUAUGGACAUACCAAUUACAUUUAUAGCAUAUCUGUCUUUCCAAAUUGUAAAGAUUUUGUAACAACGGCAGAGGACAGAUCUCUGAGAAUCUGGAAACAUGGGGAAUGUGCUCAAACAAUCCGACUUCCGGCUCAGUCUAUAUGGUGCUGCUGUGUUCUAGACAAUGGUGACAUUGUGGUUGGUGCGAGUGAUGGUAUUAUUAGAGUGUUUACAGAAUCAGAGGAUCGGACAGCAAGUACUGAGGAAAUCAAGGCUUUUGAAAAAGAACUCUCUCAGGCAACCAUUGAUUCCAAGACUGGUGAUUUAGGGGAUAUUAAUGCUGAGCAGCUUCCUGGGAGGGAACAUCUGAAUGAACCUGGUACUAGAGAAGGACAGACUCGUCUGAUCAGAGAUGGGGAGAAAGUCGAAGCCUAUCAGUGGAGUGUUAGUGAAGGGAGGUGGAUAAAAAUCGGUGAUGUUGUUGGCUCAUCUGGUGCUAAUCAGCAAACAUCUGGAAAAGUCUUAUAUGAAGGGAAAGAAUUUGAUUAUGUUUUCUCAAUUGAUGUCAAUGAAGGUGGACCGUCAUAUAAAUUGCCAUAUAACAUCAGUGAUGAUCCCUGGUUAACUGCAUAUAACUUCUUACAGAAGAAUGAUUUGAAUCCCAUGUUUUUGGAUCAAGUGGCUAAAUUUAUUAUUGAUAACACAAAAGGUCAAAUGUUAGGACUUGGGAACACCAGUUUUUCAGAUCCUUUUACAGGUGGUGGUCGGUAUGUUCCAGGGUCUUCAUCAGGAUCUUCUAACACACUGCCUGCAGCAGAUCCUUUUACAGGUGGCGGUCGUUAUGUGCCAGGGUCUGCCAGUAUGGGAACUACCAUGGCUGGAGUUGACCCAUUUACAGGGAAUAGUGCCUACCGAUCAGCUGCAUCUAAGACCGUGAAUAUUUAUUUCCCUAAAAAAGAGGCUGUCACUUUUGACCAGGCAAACCCUACACAAAUAUUAGGUAAACUGAAGGAACUUAAUGGAACUGCACCUGAAGAGAAAAAGUUAACUGAGGAUGAUUUGAUACUUCUUGAAAAAAUAUUGUCUCUCAUAUGUAAUAGUUCUUCAGAAAAACCCACAGCCCAGCAACUACAGAUUUUGUGGAAAGCUAUUAAAUGGCCUGAAGAUAUUGUCUUUCCUGCACUUGACAUUCUUCGGUUAUCAAUUAAACAUCCCAAUGUGAACGAGAACUUCUGCAAUGAAAAGGAAGGGGCCCAGUUCAGCAGUCAUCUUAUUAGUCUUCUGAACCCUAAAGGAAAGCCAGCAAACCAGCUGCUUGCUCUGAGGACUUUUUGCAAUUGUUUUGUUGGCCAGGCAGGACAAAAGCUCAUGAUGUCCCAGAGGGAAUCACUAAUGUCUCAUGCAAUAGAACUGAAAUCAGGGAGCAAUAAGAACAUUCACAUUGCUCUGGCUACAUUGACCCUGAACUAUUCUGUUUGUUUUCAUAAAGACCAUAACAUUGAAGGGAAAGCUCAGUGCUUGUCAGUUAUUAGCACAGUCUUGGAAGUUGUACAAGACCUAGAAGCCACUUUUAGACUCCUUGUGGCUCUUGGGACACUUAUCAGUGACGAUUUAAAUGCUGUACAGUUAGCCAAGUCUUUAGGUGUUGAUUCUCAAAUAAAAAAAUAUGCCUCAGUAUCAGAACCAGCUAAAGUAAGUGAAUGUUGUAGACUUAUCCUAAAUUUACUGUAACAAUGGGGAUGGGGCUGAGAUUUUAAAUUGAUUAGUGUUUUUCCUCACAUUUUACAUGAUUGAUAACAGAUGGUAAAAAAAAAAAGGCUGUGGGUUAAGUAAAAUUUCACAUCUUGUAAAGUUGGGGGUAAGAGGAGACAAAGAAGAAAUAAAAUUUUUGCACUGAUGAACUGUGAGAUUUUCCUGUGUGAUGUGGAUAAGUUUUCAGGAGUUUAGAAACAAAUUAAGAAUGAGCUAAAAUCAACAACAACACAGUUGCUACGGUGGCAUAAUGUCCAUAACUUUGCCACAUAAGAUAAGAACUUUUAUUUAUAUAAUCUGCUUUUACUAUUAUAUACCCCAAACUUAUUUGUCAGUGGUUGCCUUUUAUUUAAGUUCUGUACUCAUUUUCAUCACUGAUUCUUUCAAUAGCACCAACAUAUUUCAAGGUCUUAUUUUAGGAUAAGUACUUCAGAAUUUUCAAAAAUUGUUUUGCUAUAAAUUAUUCCAUAUAUAUAUAUUCCAUAUAUGAAGAUAUAAUUUCUUCAUUUAAGUUACUUGUAAAUAGAAAUUAUAUUUGUUUGAUGGCUCAUUUUUAGAUGAAGGAAAAACGACCUACCAAGCUGCAUUAGGUUGGGUAUCAAUUCAACAGAUGAAACCCCAAAUUAACUCCAGGCUUAUGAUCCAGUUUCUUUUGCCCCUCCCUAUUUGAGGUAACUUCAUUAUUCAACUCUAGUUUUGAUAUUAGUUUAUUUUUGGUCAUUUCCAUUGUCUCAAAGGGAAUUUGGAAUGUGUUGAAUUUUAUCAAGUAACUGUGCAAGCAAUAACAAUGUAAUUGGCAAGUCCAGAGCCUAUCAUGUAAAACUAAUAUUUUUGAGCUCCUAACAUGGUCCAGGCAGUGGGCUAACCACUUUGAUAUUUAAUUUCCAAAACCCCUUACAUGAAGAGUGAUGGUGUCUAUUUUCAGAAGUAAAUAUAAUGGGAGGAAUCAUGACAGGAGAAAAAAAAAAAAGUGCAUACCAUACUAUACUUCCUAGAGAGAGGCAUCACAAAUUUGUCUGAACAUCCUAGCAACUACACAAAGGAGGAACCAGAACUCUAAUUACAUAAUUUAAUGUGUCUACAAGAACUUGAGUUUCUUAAGAGAAGCAUAACUAUUCCUAUUUUUAAAAGUGGGAAAGAUCUUUUCACAAGAGGACUUUGCCUAAAAUAGCAGCAUUCUCAACAUUUAUGGUAUACAGAACCAUUAAUUUACUGGCUUUAUGACAAAUUGCAAAGAAGAACAGUUCUUCACCAAUAAGGGAGGAAAGAUUUUCGAUCAUCUGGGUUGAUUCAAGGAAAAACUUUGAAUAUCAAAAAAGAAUGGAUAAAAUAUAAAUAGAGGGAAUGUGUAUUUUGCUGAGUAUUAAAUUGCAACUUUCUGAUGUGUACUCAGACUUUAAAAACUCUGUUGGCUGCCUCCGUUAGGAACCUUUGUUUUACUUUUUGUUGAAUUGAGAUUUAGAUGGUUAAGUCAAAGUUAAAUGGCAAAGUUAAGAGAUUAACCCAGGUCAGCCUGGUUCCAUUACAAUAUACUUCUUUCUUGUUAACAUGUCCAGUCUAGCAUGCAGUUUUAAGUACAAACAAUUUAGCUACAUAUUUUGAAAUACUAGGUAGAAUCUUUGAAUGAUGGGAGGACAUUAAGAAUGUGAGUUCACUCUUCAAAAUGUAAAGGGUGGCAAAUUGUAAAUGCUGUUUGCUUCUUAUAGUGUACAAGUCUUUAUAACAACUUUUAUAGUAUCAGUAUUUCAUGUUUAUUGAAGAAAAAUUAUACAAUUUAGCUAAAAAAAGAUAAUCCCACUUGAAAAAUAAGUGUUAUAUUAUGGUUUUGUGAUAUUUUAAAGUCUUUUUCAGUUAAACUUUUUUCCAUGGUUCCCUUAAUAUUUUUUUGUGAAUAUAAAAACAUAUUCAUCAAAUAAAACACACACAUCAAAUAAAAAUCGCCUGUAAUCCCACUACCCCGAGAGAACCAUUCUUAAUGUCUGUGGCAUAUUAGUAGGUAUAUAAAUGUGCUGUUUUUUUCUUAAAAGACUGUGAUACACAUUGUUUGAUAACCUGAUUUUUAAACUUGACAUGAUAUAGUAUGCAUACCUCCACCUUAAUAAAUAUAGUACAUUAUAUGGA